AUGUACAAAACCAUAAUACGACCAGCAGUGACAUAUGGAAGUGAAACAUGGACAUUGAGAAAGAAAGAAAUCAAUAAACUAUUAGUAUGGGAACGCAAAAUCCUGCGAAUUAUAUAUGGUCCUUGCAGGGACAGCGUGACAAAUAAAUCGAGGAGCAGAUACAACAAUGAAAUAGAGACUCUCUUCGGGAAAGGAAACAUCGUAAGAUACAUAAAAACCAAUAGAUUAAGAUGGGCAGGCCACGUGGUACGGAGUGAUGACGACAGACUGAUUAGCAAUGUGUUUUGGGAAAGACCAGAUGGUAGAAGAUCGACAGGAAGGCCUAGAAAAAGGUGGAAAGACGCAGUCAGGGAAGACCUGGAGAAGAUGGAAGUAAGGCCAUGGGAAAUAAUAGCACAGGAUCGGAAUCAAUGGAAGGCAAUAGUUCUUCUGAAUUUAACCACGAUCUGGGCACAUCUCCUGGAUGUUAACGAUGACUUACUGAGAACACUUAUAAUAAAGGCGGACAAUGAAAAAAAGUCAUCAAACAAAAACAAUUUUUUCCAUUAUAACGACGGCAACAGAUUUGGUCCACCAAUAAUACCACCAAUUGCUGCAUAUCCAGUCAUGCCAGGAGUUCAAUGUACUAUUGAAUUUGGUCAAAGAGUGUGCCCCCCAUAUUAAUCAAAAUUUGGGUGAACUCGUGAAGAUAUAGGUUUAAGGAUUCCUGCUUCUUUUUGUUGAAAUACAUCGUAAAUGC
Messenger RNA from Diabrotica balteata, 739 nucleotides. The record is from the annotation of a GenBank genome assembly. Lineage: Eukaryota; Metazoa; Arthropoda; Insecta; Coleoptera; Chrysomelidae.